Molecule: messenger RNA, 1693 nt
Organism: Momordica charantia (bitter melon)
Lineage: Eukaryota; Viridiplantae; Streptophyta; Magnoliopsida; Cucurbitales; Cucurbitaceae
Product: glycerophosphocholine acyltransferase 1
Biological process (GO): phosphatidylcholine biosynthetic process
Source: RefSeq, a predicted model, not a curated record
UACCCCUUCGAUUCAUUGAUUUUAAUUUUCAUGCUUCCAAAUUGAUUAAUUGAUUCGAGAAAGGAGAAUAAAAAUUUCAUGGGUUCUUGAUUUUGCAAUGCAAUAAAUAAUCUUUCGUGCUAUAAAGGCCGUGGAGUGACGAAUUAAUUAGUUAUUGUUAGAAGAAAACACGAACGCAUAUUCGUCAAAGUAGUUUCGGUUUGUAUUUGAAAUCUGAGGAAAAACUUCGAGAGCAAGCGAGGGCAUUCGUUCAUUCUUCCGCCCUGUUUCAUCUUUUCGAUUCUUUCUCUCUGAAAUCUGUGUUUCGGUAGCAAAAAAAAAAAAAAAUGUCGCAGAACGAAGAUCAUAUGGAGGAUACAGACGGAGACUCGUAUCAGCAGGUGAAGCAGACGCUGAUGGAGCGAUCCAAGAAAAUGGCGCAAACGAAGGAGAUGCUAUCCAAACAAGCCGUUCAGACGAAGGAGAUCUUAUCCAAACAGGCGGUUAAGAUCGCUAAGCAGGCCGAAGAACACGAGAGGUUCAUUAACAAGGUUACCCACCUGCUUGGAGUUCUUGGUUUCGGAGGAUUUUGCUUCCUUUUAGGAGCGAGACCACAGGAUAUUCCAUAUGUAUAUUGUUUGUUCUAUGUCACCUUUGUCCCUCUUCGGUGGAUAUACUAUCGGUUCAAGAAAUGGCACUACUACCUUUUGGAUUUUUGCUAUUACGCAAACACAAUUUUCAUCAUUGACCUUCUUAUGUAUCCAGAAAAUGAAAAACUUUUCAUGAUUUGCUUCUCAUUUGCAGAGGGACCACUAGCAUGGGCGAUCAUAGUUUGGCGUUGUAGCUUGGUUUUUAGUUCUUUUGACAAAAUAGUUAGUGUACUCAUACAUCUAAUUCCUGGUUUGGUUUUCUUCACCAUUCGAUGGUGGAAUGAGGCCACAUUUGAAGCCAUGCAUCCCGGAGGAAGUUCCCGCCGAGCUUCAUGGCCAUAUGUAGAAGACAAGUCAUACUUAUGGACAUGGCUGUUUGUGGUUCCCUUGGUUGCUUACACUCUCUGGCAGAUUCUUUACUUUCUCAUUGUCAACGUGCUGCGUCGUCAAAGGUUCUUGCGAGAUCCUGAAGUCAUGACUUCUUACAGAGAACUGUCCAAAAGGGCACAGAAAACAAACAAUGUAUGGUGGAGAUUAAGUGGUUUGCUUGGAGAUCAGAAUCGUCUGUUCAUGUACAUUUUGUUCCAGGGCAUAUUUACGGUGUUGACGAUGGCAUUGACUGUUCCAAUCUUCUUGUCGUAUCGGUUGCACGUGGUUUUCCAGCUGCUAAAGGUUUCAGCUGCCGUUUGGAAUGGGGGGAGCUUUUUGUUAGAGGUCAUGCCAAGGCAGGUGAUUCUGAAGGAAAAAAAGAAAUCGGAGACACAGCCACAUCAAGACGAUCAAAUUCAGCCCUCAGUUAUCGCUAACGGGACCACGACUGACUGCAAUCCAACGGAAGCAUUGCAGUCUUAGCAGUGGCUGCUGCCCUUAACUGUUACGCUCUCAUGGUGUACCACGUACCAGUAUUGGUUUGAUAUUUUUUGUCUCAGAUAUGUUAGGUUUUGGCUCUGAUCAUAUUUCAAUAUAUAUUCUUUUUAACCAAGAUGAUUGUAAGUUAAAGUUCUAUAUUACAGGUUUCUAAAUCAUGUGCUAUUUCGAGGAAGUCAAAUAGCCGUUUUUGCUGA